Messenger RNA from Actinia tenebrosa (Australian red waratah sea anemone), 1651 nucleotides. RefSeq names its product soluble calcium-activated nucleotidase 1-like. Gene Ontology annotation, biological process: proteoglycan biosynthetic process. Gene Ontology annotation, molecular function: calcium ion binding; GDP phosphatase activity; UDP phosphatase activity. Lineage: Eukaryota; Metazoa; Cnidaria; Anthozoa; Actiniaria; Actiniidae. The record is from RefSeq and is a predicted model, not a curated record.
CCGAAAAAUUCUACGUUGUUUAGUGACAUAAGACAUAAUUUAAGUCUAUUUGUGUUGAAAAUAACUCUCGAAUAGACUCCCAACUAUGCAUAAUAGUCGAAAGAAUUAUAAUCAAGGAGAUGUCCAGGCCCUAAUGCAGAGAUGUUUUAUCUACGCGACGUGUUUGGGUCUUGUAGUGAUUCCACUAGUUUACUUCGCAUGGCCUUCGAGAUCAUCUAAUUCAGAUAAUGUAAAUGCUCAAAGCAUUGAUUUCUAUCACAGAUCUGGUCUAAAUACGAUGUAUAACGAUACUUAUCCUCUAAGCUCAACCCAAAAGAUUGCGAAUGGUAUACGAUUUCGAAUAGGAAUCAUAGCAGACUUGGAUGAGAAUUCAAAAUCUUCCACCAAGAAGAACACUUGGACUAGCCAUUAUAAACGUGGUUACUUGACCCUUACAAACGAUCGCAAGGUAUCUGUGGAAUGGGAUGAUAAGCUAGUCGUGCUGUCCUCGACUCUGUCUCAAAAGGGCCGUGGGAUGGAGCUUUCAGAGUUGAUAGUUUUUAAUGGUAAACUGUAUGCCGUAGAUGACAGGACUGGGGUGCUGUAUCAAAUCUUGAAUGAGCAUGUAGUUGCCUGGGUGAUCCUGCCUGAUGGAGAUGGGACUGAGGCCAAAGGGUUCAAGGGUGAGUGGCUGGCAGUCAAGAGCAAAACUCUUUACGCAGGGGGACUUGGAAAGGAAUGGACGACAACUGAAGGGGUAUUUCAGAACCAUAACCCACAGUGGGUGAAAAGUAUUGGGGUGAAUGGAGAUGUAGUCCACCAUAACUGGGUGCCAAGGUACAAUGCCAUGCGAGCUGCACUAGGAAUCAUGCCACCUGGAUACAUAAUCCAUGAAUCAGCCAACUGGAGCGACAAGCACAAAAAGUGGUUUUUCCUACCCAGACGAGCUAGUCAUGAAUCUUAUAAUGAAAAGGAUGAUGAGCAUCGUGCCACCAAUGUUCUUAUCAGCUGUGAUGAGCACUUCAGCAACAUUCAUGUGCGCACCAUUGGCGAGCUAAACCCUACUCAUGGCUUUUCUUCAUUUAAGUUUAUUCCAGGAACAGAUGAUGAAUUAAUUGUUGCAUUGAAGACAGAAGAAGAUAAAGGUGUCAUAAGAUCAUAUAUUCUUGCUUUUGAUAUUUAUGGACAAAAACUCAUGAAGGAAACAUUAAUUGGAGAAAAUAAAUUUGAAGGAAUUGAAUUUAUAUGAAGCAGAAAAACCUCAGUUUUGCUUCCAGCCAUAUAAUUGAUAAACCACAAAAAAAUUAAUUCCAUUUUUUUAUCAUGAAUGAAUUUAGCUUUUUAAUCAAGUUUACUGCCUUUAACCUUAAAAUGUUUUGAAUGGUUAUCAAAACAACCUCUGGCCUGAUCUAAAGUAGGCCUUAUGGAUAACUCACGGAUUAAGUUAAAAUUUGGCUUGUCGGGUUUGGUGGAGGAAAGAAAACAAUAAAACCCCGAAAAAAUCCUCGAAUCAGGGAAGAUAUUCCAAGCCCAAGAUUUGAACUCAAGACCCCUGGGUUGAGAAGCAAGUGAACUCCUACAGUACAAGUACUAUGCCACCAUUAUUUAGCAUAAUGUCUACAUUCUAUAAAGCUUUUCUAAAUAACUUAUUAAAAGAAAAUUGAUGCAAUCA